Molecule: messenger RNA, 1317 nt
Organism: Toxorhynchites rutilus septentrionalis
Lineage: Eukaryota; Metazoa; Arthropoda; Insecta; Diptera; Culicidae
Gene: eIF4EHP
Product: eukaryotic translation initiation factor 4E type 2
Exons: 4
Coding region: 206-829 (207 amino acids)
Biological process (GO): translational initiation
Cellular component (GO): eukaryotic translation initiation factor 4F complex
Molecular function (GO): RNA 7-methylguanosine cap binding; translation initiation factor activity
Source: RefSeq, a predicted model, not a curated record
AUCUCGACUCGCUGAGCUUACUGACAGAGAACCGAACAGAGAAUAGUCAGAGUUUGGGCGAAAUUUGGGGUUGUUUUUAUUGAAUUAAGCCAGAUUUUAUCAUAAUAUAUUUGUAAACACCAAUAUACAUUGAAAUCUGUGAUAUAGGUCGAAGACUGUUAUAGCAUUGCAGCAAAAAAGAGACACCCACUGAAAAAUCGCAAAAAUGACCAACAAGUACGAUGCAAUGAAGCCGUAUGCCAGCGAUAGUGAUGACAGUGGUGACGAGGGAACUGACUUUGAUGUAGAUAAAUUGGAACCGCUCGAGAUAGGUCCAGGAGAGCACAAAUUACAGUAUACCUAUUGUCUUUGGUUCGGCAAAAAAGGUUCACACAGGGCUGCGGAAUACGGAAAAUCACUUCACUUUGUGGGACGAUGUGCCAGUGUAGAGCAAUGGUGGACACUCUACUGCCAUUUAAUAAAACCAACCGUAUUAAAACCAUUUCGGAAGUUACAUCUGUUUAAGAGCGGGAUAAAGCCUAUGUGGGAAGAUCCUGGAAAUGUUCGUGGCGGAAAAUGGGUCAUUCGAUUGAAAAAGAACAAAAUAGACCGCGCGUGGGAGAAUGUUUGUAUGGCAAUGCUAGGGGAACAAUUUCUAGUAGGGCCAGAGAUAUGUGGAGUAGUUCUUUCAACACAAUUUCCAGAGGAUCUGCUAUCGAUCUGGAAUCGAACUGCAACAGAUACUACGAGUACCAACCGGAUCCGCGAUACAUUGCGAAGAAUUCUCAACCUACCUCCUUCGACACAUAUGGAAUACAAGCCACAUUGCGAUAGUCUCAAGUACCUUUGAAAUCGUGUUCCAGUCCACGUUUUUCUGUCAUCUACUCCCCCCUUCCUGUAGUUCGAUAACCAUCUGCAAGGACAGAAAAUAGCCGAUAAGGACAGUUGCGAAAUGAAAUUCCCAAAAUUACUAAAUUCAAUUUCGAGCACAAACACGAUAAGAACAAAUAUUAUUUCCAUUAAAGUGAUAUUCAGAUAAUCUCCUGCGAAAAUUUGUUCUGAAUACGUUCUUUAAAGAUUUUAUCUUCAGUUUGGUUUUAGUUCGAAAAUUAUGAAGAUAUUGGAUUUGAACAUUGUAGAUAGUUGAAACUGGUGAAUCGUGUUUAUCACUUCAGACGGAUAUCAGAUCGUCUGUCUGUUGCUCAAUCUUAUAUUUAUUGCGUAUAAAUUUGUUCCAUAUACUAAUAUUUUCUGUGCAUUGAUAAUGUGUUUUUCUGUUGUUGUUCUUUCACUUGUACAUUGUAUAUUGGAAUACAGGAGAAGCAGUUUUGACAGAAA